Molecule: messenger RNA, 924 nt
Organism: Aplosporella prunicola CBS 121167
Lineage: Eukaryota; Fungi; Ascomycota; Dothideomycetes; Botryosphaeriales; Aplosporellaceae
Exons: 1
Coding region: 223-828 (201 amino acids)
Source: RefSeq, a predicted model, not a curated record
AAGGGGGACGGCGGGCGGUGCCACUCGUAAACUGGCCACCGCCCGUGGCUGGGCUCCAUAGUUAUUUUCUUGUGUAGUAGCAUCGCUGUCUUUUUGUCUCUCAACGCCCGCCUCAACGCAUGUAACCUCGCCUGUUCCCCUUCCAGCUGCGAUCGCCGCCGACCGGGUCAGUAGCUCUCUUGGCCGUUGGGCCUCGACAACGGCCGCACCGCCGUACGUGAGAUGGACCGUUCAAGGGGGAGGGAAAAGAAAACACUGAAAUCCUCCGAUGAAAUGUGUGCGCCAAACGGCCUAGCUGGAGAGCCCAUACCACAAAAAACCCGGCUACAUGGCUAUAAGAUAAGCGAGUAUAAGGCGUGUUGUGUAGUCCCAACGUCAGGACCGCACCGCCCGCACCGCCCGCACGGCACCACCGCCACUCCUCGCAUAUCGCCAGCGGGGGGCAGUGCAGUAAAACAAAUGGGUAUGAAAACGCGAGGUAAAGAAAGUGCCCGUGGCUGCCUGCCUGCUGUGGGCGUUGCUCUUACCGUUGCGGGCGCUCGGGAGCACCUAGCCACCCUACAACCACGUAGCCAACCCGCCCCAUAUAACGCUCCGCGGCCCACACCGUCCCCGUUUCACCAAGGCAGCCCCCCAAGCGGACACUGCUUUGGGCCGGGCCUGCAUGUGCAAAAUGCCCAAGACUCAUCGAUCCAUGCGUUACGGGCGUGUGAUCUGAAAGAUAACCAGGAAGAAUGCGAAAAAAAGAGACAAAAAAAAAAAAAAAAAAAAAAAAAAGAAAAAAAAAAUCUUUUCGAUUUUCUGCGACGGCCAGUGUCUUGUAUGUAGUAGUGCGAGAAAAAGGAAACGCUCGGGUAUAAUUCUCUUAGUCUAAGCUUCGCUCGUUCCCCUCCAACCGGUUGCGUGAUGCUAAGCGACCUGACG